This is a messenger RNA of Melampsora larici-populina 98AG31, 2811 nucleotides long. Its product is annotated as ATPase. The record is from RefSeq and is a predicted model, not a curated record. Lineage: Eukaryota; Fungi; Basidiomycota; Pucciniomycetes; Pucciniales; Melampsoraceae. The transcript has 7 exons. Gene Ontology annotation, biological process: protein-containing complex assembly; mitochondrial protein processing. Bases 39 to 2498 code for a protein of 819 amino acids. Gene Ontology annotation, molecular function: metalloendopeptidase activity; zinc ion binding; ATP-dependent peptidase activity. Gene Ontology annotation, cellular component: m-AAA complex; membrane.
GGGACUUCAACAUACUCAAGAACACUCAAUCCUCAAAAAUGUUAUCAAGAAGAUUAUUACUUAAACCUUCAUUCAAACCUCAAUCAUCAUCCAUCAUCAACCAAUCACCAUUCAAAAGAAACUCAUAUCUAUCUACCAGCACCAUCCAUUCCAAAUCCAUCAACCCAUCCAAUCCUAAACCAAAAAAGAAACUCAACAAAGAAGAAGAAGAAGAAACAGAACAAGCACCAGCACGGAUCCCAUCUCUAUCUGAAUUCUUUGGACAAAAACCUACACCUUCAAAGACUUCUUCUUCUAAGAAAUCUUCAACAGAUCCUUCAUUUAAAAUCUUAUUUCAAACCGGUUCAUCUUCUAAUCAGAAAAAACCUAAUCAAUCUAAACAUGGAAAUCAAAAAGGUCAAGUAGAGAAUCCGAAUCCGUUUGGAUCAAGUAUGAUCUUUUGGGUCUUAGGUGCUUAUGGACUUUAUCAAAUCGUUUCAACCGAUUCACUUACCACCAAAGAAAUCUCAUGGCAAGAGUUUAGAACGAACUUACUAGAAAAAGGAUUAGUUGAAAACUUACAAGUCAUCAAUCGAAGUAAAGUCAAGGUGAUCUUACAUUCGAAUGCUACAACGACAAAUGCUAUGAAUGGAUUGGGUAAUUCGUUUGUGUUUAGUAUUGGUUCGGUUGAUAGUUUUGAAAGGAAACUAGAAGAAGUUCAAGAUCUUUUAAAGAUUCCAAGUCAUGAGAGAGUUAAAGUCCAAUACGUUGAACAAACUUCAUUAGUGAAUUUGUUUUGGAAUUUCGCACCGACAAUCGCCUUAGCUGGUUUUUUGUUUUAUAUGACUCGAAGAGCUGCAGGAGGACCGGGAGGGGUAGGCGGUGGCGGUGGCGGUCCAGGUGGGAUUUUUAAUAUUGGAAAAAGUAAGGCUAAGAUGUUUAAUCAUGAAUCAGAAGUUAAAACUAAGUUUAGAGAUGUGGCUGGAAUGGAUGAAGCUAAGGAAGAGAUUAUGGAAUUUGUAAAGUUUCUUAAAGAACCACAGAAAUAUGAAAGAUUAGGAGCCAAGAUUCCAAAAGGAGCGAUCCUUUCAGGUCCACCAGGUACCGGUAAAACUUUAUUGGCCAAAGCCACAGCCGGAGAAGCCGGAGUUCCAUUCCUUUCAGUUUCAGGAUCAGAGUUUGUAGAAAUGUUUGUAGGAGUAGGACCAUCAAGAGUACGAGAUCUGUUUGCAACAGCCAAGAAGAAUGCACCAUGUAUUGUGUUUGUAGAUGAGAUUGAUGCCAUAGGGAAAGCGAGAGGGAAGUCUGGAGGGUUUGGAGGAAAUGAUGAGAGGGAAUCAACUUUGAAUCAGUUGUUAGUUGAGAUGGAUGGAUUCGAUACUUCGGCUCAUGUGGUUGUCUUGGCUGGAACGAAUCGGGCUGAUGUACUUGAUAAAGCAUUACUUAGACCUGGUCGAUUUGAUCGACAUAUUGCUGUUGAUCGACCGGAUGUGUCGGGUAGACGUCAGAUCUUUUUGGUUCAUUUGAGACCAUUGGAAAUCGUCACACCGGAUUGGCUUGUGAAACUUUCUCAUAAACUUGCGGCUCAUACUCCUGGUUUCUCAGGAGCUGAUAUUGCUAAUGUUUGUAAUGAAGCUGCAUUGAUUGCUGCAAGAUUAUCUGCAGAAUCUGUAACUGAAAAACAUUUUGAAAUGGCUAUUGAAAGAGUUGUGGCUGGAUUAGAAAGAAAAUCAAGAGUUUUAUCAAUUGAAGAAAAACGUACGGUUGCUUAUCAUGAAGCUGGACACGCUAUUAUGGGUUGGUUCUUGGAACAUGCUGAUCCUUUAUUGAAGGUUUCUAUCAUACCUAGAGGGGUUGGAGCUUUGGGUUAUGCUUCUUAUCUUCCAGAAGAAAGGUUUUUGUUUACUACUGAACAAUUAAUGGAUAGGAUGUGUAUGAUCUUUGGUGGUAGGGUUUCAGAAGAAAUCUUUUUUGGUAAGAUCACUACUGGUGCACAGGAUGAUUUACAAAAGAUUACGAAACUUGGAUUCGAAUUAGUUGGAAAUUAUGGAAUGUCUAAAGCCUUUGGACCUAUUAGUUUUGGUAGAUCUGAUGGUGGACAAGAAUCAUUUACGAAACCGUACUCUGAAAAAACGGGUGAGAUGUUGGAUAAUACGGUUAGAGAGAUUAUUCAUCAAGCUCAUAAAAGGACAACGGAGAUGAUGAAUGAAAAGAAAGAGUUGGUCAAGAUUGUUGCUGAAAGGUUAUUAGAAACUGAAGUCUUAUCUAGACAAGAUAUGAUUGAUUUGAUUGGUAAAAGACCGUUUGAUAAACCUGAUGCAUACGAUGAUGCGAUGGGUAGUUCAGGUAAAAGAGGUUCAGGUUCGGGUUCGGGUCCUCCGCCUCAUGAUCCAGUACAAGGGAAAGAUGAAAGUUUGUUAGGUAAUUCGGAAAAAGAAAUGCAUCCGUUAGGUAAAGGAAUCGAAGGUGGUGAAGGUGUACCAUUACCUGAACCGGCUCUUUCUUCUACAAACCUUUAAACUCCUCGCUCGGAUUCACUUUUUUUUUACGUUUCUGUUAUUUUUUUUUUGUUGAUUGUGAUUUUCAGUUUUUUUGUGAAAAGAAAUUGAUUAGAUUUGUUUUUCAAAGAAAUGAUAAAAGAAAAAAUCAGUUAUUUUUUUUUGGUUUGUGUACAACAUGAAGAGUUUUGUUUACAUACAUACAUAUAUACAAUCCCCCAUGACAUAUAGUACUUAUAAAUAAAUAGAAAUUUCUUUUUCUUUAAAUCUUUUCUUGUUUUUUUUUAUCAAGGAUUGGUUUUUUUUUGAAAAGAAAACUAAAUUUGUUUGACAU